Molecule: messenger RNA, 12804 nt
Organism: Patiria miniata (bat star)
Lineage: Eukaryota; Metazoa; Echinodermata; Asteroidea; Valvatida; Asterinidae
Gene: lyst
Product: lysosomal-trafficking regulator-like
Exons: 52
Coding region: 243-11717 (3824 amino acids)
Biological process (GO): intracellular protein localization
Cellular component (GO): cytosol; membrane
Molecular function (GO): protein kinase binding
Source: RefSeq, a predicted model, not a curated record
CCAGGGUCACAUUUGACGUCGUGUACAGUGUAGAGUUCAGACGUACAUCACGAGAACGCCAGUUGCACCCACUUUUUCACCUCGAUACAGUACAACAAAUUCUUGCUCUUGUUCUCACACGAUAAGGACAUCACACAGAUCUAACUUGUUGGAUAAUGGUUUGUCGACACACACUUGUACCCGCGUAGUAGAAAUGGUCGUGUGACUGGAAGACUUACGUGGAAGAUCGACGUGGAUCCAGGAUGGAGAAUGGGAGCAGAAUGGGGCGAAACCUCAGAGGCAGGUGGGAGGCGUUCAUCUCUCUCAACUCAGGCGAGGUUACCGAGGCCCUUCAGAAGGAAAAGCAUUUGAAGUUGGAGGAUUUCCUGCACGCCUUUCUGUCAAUGUCGGCCAACCCAGCAAUCGACAGGGAAGACCUCAUCAACUUCUGCAAUGAUAUUCACAGUGUCUUCAACAUCCUGGUCCGUCAGUUCAUGACGGACAUCCAAGAGCUGGCCCCCACCCACCCCGGCGGUCCCCCUACCGAUGCCGGCCUUUCCCCCACCGACACCAGCCCACUGUCCCCACCGUUGCCUUCACUGAGUCCUCUCAUGGAGUUCCUUAUGCACGGCCGGGGCUGGCUGAUCCUGAACGCAUUGUGCAACCUCUCUGGCCAGGCACUUGACUUCAGUCCUGACUUUGUGUGUCUCUUAGUCCAGUUCAUUGAGGAGGCGCUGAAUUUGCCACUUUGCGACAGUAAAAAAGAUCGAAGUAUCAACAUUCCAAGACUGGAAGCCUGCAUCCUGAAAAGGCACUUUUCCAAAAAGAGCCUCAUGUCCAUCGGAUUUGCCAAUACGCGCCGGUCUACAUUCAGGGGCCAUUCCGUCUCCAACCCGCCUUCCCCGAUCAGGCUGCAGUCCUACCAGGGCAGCCCUCACUCCUGGAGAAGGAGCAGCAGAGACAACACAGAUUCCUCCGACUCGGAUAGCAGGACCAGGACUUCUGAUAGAAAAACAUCGAGGAAAUCUGGCAGCGAUUCCGUGCAGAAGUAUGUUUACUCCAGGCAGGCUCCAUUACCCAAGGCGGCUCUUUUGGGCGAGGUUCGCAUAGUGGACUGGAAGCUUAAUAUUGAGAACCAUCAGAGCAGCGUAAGCAGUGUGGACACCGAUGCCUUUGACCUUUGCCUCGUGUUGCUGUCCCUCUUGGAACGCCUCUGCACCAGCGAGGUCAUGCACUCCAGCAAGAGGAAUACCCUGGCUCUCUUUCUGGCCCCAAAGCUCACGCACCUUCUGACAGUCAUGAAUGCCCAUGCUUCAGUAUCCAAAGCGAAAGAGCUGAGUGUUUCAGAGCAGGAAAGCAAAAGGUGGUCAGAGGAUCUGAUAUGCACGCUGCAGAGACUGGUGCUGCGCAUUGUGGUUAGCCUCUGCAUGUUCAGCUGCACACAGCAUUAUGAGGCACCCAAGCUGGCGUCCAGCGGUAUACUCUUCACACUUCUGCAAUUAGUCAAGAGCGUCGGGCGAAGGACGGAAAAGUCAUCAGAGGUCACAGAUUUGCAAGCUGAUUGUGAAAGCUCAUCUUCCUCUGAAACACCAAAUGUUGAUGUUGUCGGCAAGGGUAAAGCACAAACUGAUAGUAGUGGGAGCAAGCUUCGGAAUGGACCUCAGUCGUUACAGCAGGACUCGUGGUCAGAGUUGACUCUUAAUAAUUUGCACUAUGUUAGUGAGAUACUCUACGGUGUUGUGAUAUUGCUCAUCGGUGUCAUGCAUAGCUGCUGUGACAAUCAAAUUGUGGUCACCCACGCCAUGGCCCUCUUGAAUGAGUUUGCCACAAACGCUGGCUAUACUGUCACUGAGUCCCUCCUUGCCUUCGUGGAUGAGAGGAUAAGACAUUUUGGAGAGGAGGCCAAGGAGUCGCAGAUACUUAAGGACUGCAUGAUCAGUCUCUUGUGUAGUCUGUCCAAACUCCUCAUAGCCACCAAGAGAGCAAAGUUAGAGUAUCUCCACAAGUUCCAGUGUCUGAAACGAACCCAUAACACUUGUGACUACACGCACUACACCCACCACCACCACAGCAUGUUUGGAAUCUCGUACAGUGCUCAUGAGGAUGAUAAGGUGCCACCACAUCCUCAGCCUAAAACCUUUCCAAAGGAGAGCACCGAUAAAACCUUGUUGAGAGCCCGAGGUUCCAAGUGCUGCAUUGCCAUUAUCGUGGAGAUGCUGUUGGGACUCCUGGAGAAGGUGCACUACAGGGGAACAACAGUGCGGAUCCUGUUUGCGCUUGAGCAAGGCGGAAUCUGCUGCUGUCUUCCACCCCAUGUUGUUGUUUCUGUCUUUUUGAGGAGCCUCCAGGAACAGCCUGUUGCCAUGAGGAGCUACCUCCUUAGUGUGCUGAGUAAGCUGAUCCUUGAGCAACUCGGAGGAGGUGAGCGAUCGGAAGGAGUCAUACAGGGCAUCUGUGAGGAAUGUUCCAACCAGGACAUGAGAUCCCCUCCUGCAAUGGCAAAGGAGGCAAAGAUCACUGACCAUUACAUGUCCAGCGAUAGUGCCAUUUGCAGUGACGGGAGCCAGCAUGAUGACGAUGUGCGGACUACAAGGUGGAAAGUACUGGAACUAUACACACCGUUACUUAUGAGUCAAGAUGAAGGCCUUAGCCGGCAGAUUUCAGGCCAUCUUCUUCACCUCGUCAGGCAUAGUAACAUGGUGGUCAAGGAGGAAUUGUACUUCAGUGUCAUCCUAUCGUGCUUCCGACACAGCAGUGCUGAUACAAUAGAUGGACCUCAAACUCUUCCGUGUUUCUCAGCUCCGUCUGUACUUGAGCACAUCUUCUGCGCCCUGCCACAUCUCUUGAAUACACUCUCCGCACAGAUAGAGUUCCUGCUCGAAGGAGGACUGACCCAACUGGUGCAACUCUUAGACUUACGUGCCACCCGCUUGCAUGUCCUUAGAGUGUUUGAGGUUCUCGUCUUGUCUGAGGAAAGCCAAGGUGCCUUCCUCACAAACCGUAGUCGAGCCGGCACCAGGGACAGUGCCCUAACCACAGAGACACUAAGUGAAAGUGGGGAAACUUGCAAUGUUGUCCAAGACUUUGUAAAUAUUGUCUGUAGUGUACUUCCUUAUAAGCCAACAGAGGAGACAAACAUUAUCAGCAAUUCGGGAGAAGGGACUGAGCCAGAUGAGGACUGGCUGUUGUCCUGCGAGGUUAUUGAAGAUCCUAUCGAACGAGUGUACCGAAGUGCACACAAUGUAACCCUUAUUGAAGAAGGUAAGGCGGCCUUUGCCGAAAGUUUAAAUACCAUCACUGAGGAGGAGGCCAGUAAAGAGAUCUACGACAGCUUUGAGGAGAUGUUGUUCAAGCCUGAUCAGUUGAGUAAGAUGUGUGAAGAAACCCUGGCCAAGGCUGCCGAUGUCUGGCGGGUUGGCGGGAACUUGCUGCUGCAAAGUGCCAGUUUCAAGUUGCAGUUUAUCCAGAGAGAGGGGGAUGUCUUGGCAAGGUCACUCUUGUCAGAAGCCCUGGUGGGUCUGGCGAGGACCUGGAAGAUGUGUGAAGGGCUCCCAGUUACCUGGUCUCCAUUCAGUGACGAUGCGGCAAGACUGCGUACUGCGUCAGAGUAUAAGCCAGUUCCAAUGAGCUUAUUUCGGGUCAUAUUGGACAUCACUGGAUCACUGCUGAGGAUCUGUCUGACACUACAAGGAAAUGAGGAGAGUGAAAACAUGCCCAAGUUCCUUGAGAACUGCAAGGGGAUCCUGAAACAGUCUGGGAUUCUUCAGUCUUCGUUGGGAAGGCCUGUCGCUGAGAUGCUCCUGAGGGUUGCCCAGAUGCAGGUAUAUGUCCAUCCAGGGUGCCAUGGCUACAGCAGUACUUCCAAGGACUGUAUGGGCAAUAACGUUGAUGAAAUGCUGCACUGGAAUCUGGAGGAGUUACAGGAGGCUGUGUCCAGCGACAGCCAGAGUGAGAUCAGCGACCCUUUGAGCACCGAGGAAGGCUACGAAGCUGACAGCGAGAGGGAAAAGGAAGGCGCUCAUUCAGGCGACGGCCAAGGGGAGGUGGACCUAGACCAUGCCGAGCAGACCAUGAGCCAGCACACCCUGCUGCACCCACAGGUCUGCCUGCUCCUGCUGCAACUACUGGAAGGCACCGGCAGCAACAGCGGGGAGUUCCCGGCCGAAGUGGCAUGCUACAGCAUCAAGCAGGUCAUGGCCAUCGCCCGCAGCAGCCAGGCUAGUCAGGACAGCCUGUACCAGUGUGGCCUGCCCGAGGUUGCCUUGCAGAAUUACCGCAGGACGGUGUCGCCUGCUGAGAGAGUGCUACUUCUGGAACUGUUCGCUGUUCUCGUGCAGCACAAUCUAGUGACGUCUGAACUGCGGGAGUUCCUACAGCUCUUUGAUUUAUCCCGGGAGGAUGAGGAUCUGCUGUCGACACUGCUGACCAUCGUAGACAACACGCCCUCUCUGCCUUCCCACGUUCUCAGCUUCCCCAUCGUCAAGCCCAUCUCACAGACCCUCUCGGGCAGUGGGUCUUGCUCCAGCAGCGCCUCUACCAUCACUGAUGCCAAGGCCGGACAGCCAGACCCCACGGCAGCGGCGACGGAGGAGGAAACUACCACAAAACCCGUCCAAAUCCGCCUUGGGGCCAGCAAGUCCCCCUGGAACAUUGCUCCCGUACAGCUGCCAGUCCACAGCAACCUGCCCUGGCCCCCGACGGGGAAGGGAUUCUUUGUUGCCACGUGGCUGAAAGUGGACGAGCUGAGGCUACUGAGUCGACUGCAUGCCGUUCCCGGGUUCAGAAGAAGGAAGAGCGUCCAUCGACAGGCUGUGGUCAAGCUGACGGAAGAGGAGCUUUUUGACCAAGAGAUUCUAUAUGGAGACAAGAAGAAGACCCAGCGCAAAGAUUCAACCACGCGAUCACCAGCUCCGCAACGGGCUGGUCUUCAUCUCUUCUCCAUCGGCAACCGUGACCUGAUGAUACAGGUCUGGGUUGAAGCCAGAACCUGCAAAAUGACCAUCAGAUUAACUCAUUUUUUGUCAUUGAAUGAGCACGAGGUGCUACACGAGGCCACAUGUUCCCUCCUCUCUCUGAGUGUUUGGCAGCAUCUCACUGUGGGGUACGAAGAAAAGGCCGAGGGUUCGACUCGAACCGGAACGAUCACUGUCAUUGUGAACGGGCAACUGCAGAGAGACAUCUUGAUUGAGUACACCAGGCCCGCUCGUACCAAGCCUAGCCAGGCACCGGUGCCCUACUGCCUGCUGGGCCAUUGUGUGCAGGAAGGCACGGUUACCAACCUACCUCAGGGAUCCUGGCAGUUGGGCAAUGUGCUGCUGUUUAACGAUGCUCGUGUUCUGAACCAGGAAAUAGCGUUCCAUCUGUACAGCAUGGGCCCGGACUGCCUGACCAUCAGCGCCUGUGAGGGCAGCAGACAGAGUCAGCUGUACAGCCAACACAUCACGCAGGACAUUCUCCAAUCGGCGCUCAGUGCCGAGAUCAUGUCUGGGGACCGGGAGGUGGAGCUAAGGCCUGCAAGGGAGUCUCUGGUGAUAUCCUACUCGCCAAGCAGCAAGGACGUCUUUAGCCAUUACGAGCCAGUCACCCAACCCGGCACCGCCUUGGGCCGAGUUCUCAGCGGCUCCUCAAGGAGUUACCCCAACCCUCUCCUGCAGUGCCCAACCACGGUGGGUGCUGCCUUGCUCUGCACCCUUGUCCCCGACUCCCACCUCGGUCUGCAGCGGGCCAUCAAAGAGAGUGGCGGAAUCGGCGUCUUUGUCUUCCUCUUUGCAAAGAUUGUUGAGAAGUCAAGCUGCAAGACCGUCCAGGCUAAGGCUCUCAAGGUGAUCAUGAAGCUCCGGGCUUGUAGUCACGCCCUGGCGGCCGUGUUCAACGAUAUGAUGGCCGCCUCCAUGAUAGCUAAGGUGCUCGUCACCCCCAAGUGCAUUGUGGGAUUUGAGAUGUUGAAGGUCAUGCUGGAUGCUUGCCUCAACAAGCCUAUCCUCUACCGCUGCUCCCACGCCAACGAGUACCGGCUGCACCGCGACUCACAGGCCAUCAUCCAGGACACGGGUCUGGUGUCCCAGCUCCUCCUGGACUGGCGUGUGUGGGAGAAGGCCGAGUCGGGAGUCCUGCCCAUGCUGUUCCGUGUGAUGGAGACGUUGAUUCAUUCAGACCACCCCUACCAGGCCUUCAAUGUCACCCAGCUGCUUAGCAUCCACUGUGUGCGACGUCUGCUCAUGAUUUGCAAGGAGCGCCACCAUGAGGACCUGCCUAACCUGGCUCCGGAUACCUGCCUCUCCAUAGUGUCUAUUAUCAAAGGCCUGAUGGGUCAGCCACCAGACAUCAACCUCCUUGCUGAGGUCUGUGACUUCCUUCUCGCCGUCCAUCCGGCCGUCAACACGUUUGUCUGCCACGCUCAGUCCAGCUUCUACUUCUCUCAGCAUUCCUUCGCCCAGCAGAAAUACAAGCAGAAAUUGCUGCGACACACGUCGAGUACAAGUAACGUUUCCACGCAGUCCGAGAUUCCUUCCGAAGCUCCCAGAUUCUACAUAUCUUCCCAGGAUCUUGCUGAAAUGAAUCACAAUCAUCAGCGGGCGGCCACCGAUCCCGACAGGGACAAUGCCGAUAAUUCAGCCAAAUCAAAACAGGGUCCCUUCGGUUCCCCGGGCGCCAGUGACUGGGAUGAAGACAGGGGGUCAGACAUGAGUGGUCUGGGUUCCGGUCUUCUGAAUCUCCUCUCUGAGGCUUUGGUAGUGCUUCCAGACUCCAGUCUGUCCAAGGUUUUGGGCAUCGUGAUCAAACCGGAGACGCUCAUUGUGCUGGCCCAUCACGACUCGCCGCUGAUCCGAACCCGAGUCAUCCAGUUGUUGGACAUGUUCUUCCAUCGUGCCAACUUGGCUCAGAUUGAGACCUUCCUGAAGAGGAGGAGUUUUCAUCUCCUGGCCAACCAGCUACAUCAGUACCCGGCCACCCGUGAGCUGAUGGAAGCAUGCCUGACCAUCACGGUGGGCAAGCCUGUCAACAUGAACCAGGGCGUGGAGUUGAUGUUACUUCAGGAGUCGGACCGCUUCCAGCAUAUGUCAUCAGUACUGUUAAUGUCACUCCUUGAGAACUCGGUGCAUGACUUCAACCUUUGCCAUGAUGGGAUAUGCAUAGCCAAUCAGUUGUUUGAAGGUGUUGAGAGCGUAGCUAAUGUGAUGCUUGCCAAUGGCUUGGUAGAGACGCUGUGUAAUGUACUGUCUGCAAUCUGCAGCAUGGCCUCAGUGCUUGACAACCAGAGGAAUUCCGCGUCAACGGAUGCCAAUUUGAGGUCAAGCGACAACCAAGAGGAGGAUACCAUGAGCGAGAAAUCAAGAACAUUGCCAAACGAUGCAGACACAGCAAAUGGCGGGAUGCAAGAAACUCCUCCUAGCGUCGUCAAGGCCAGACUCACGGGAUCCUCUGACGAAGACGAGACGCACGAUCCAGAAGAAAACAGAGAAUUAGAUCAGCAGCUACUUGGGAAGAUGGGCCCUGGCACCGUAAGGCCAGCAACGGUUAAUGGAUUUAUUGACAGAGAACCCGGGGAACCGGACAUUGGAAAUGGACCAAUCGGCACUGCCCAGAUCUUGUCUCCACAGUUACCAGAUGGGGAGUCCAGAAUACCAGAGACAAUACAAAUUCUCAUCAAGGAUAUACAGCAUUUCAUGUCGUGCAUUGCCAAUCAUGUUUUCAGUUCUGGCAGUCAGUUUGACUAUUUUGAAAGCAUGAUGCUGCUCCUGGGAGGAAUGGAAGAAAAACACCGAAAGAGGCACGGGUCCGGUUCUGUGAUCCCAGAGAUCGUGUACGAGACCCAGUGUUAUAUCGUCAAGGAGGUCCUGGACCACUUCAGGGCCACCGCCAUGGCCGUGGACUCGGCCGUCACUAAAGGCAGGAAAUCUAUGAGCUUACAGAGGAGCGUCAGUUACUCGGAACGUAAAUAUGAGGAAUACAAAUGGAUGCGACGUAAUUCUGCCGAUUCUGAACCCAAAGACACUAGAGGGCGCUUGACAUCAACCAGCAGCAUAGGGUCCAGCGAGUUUGGCAUGUCCCUGAUAUCGGAGUCCAAUUUCGAAGACACGAUGUCGCUGAGCUCUGAACACGAGCGCCUCUCAGAUUUUGGGCAGCUAGCAGAAGAUCGCCGGUACUCGUCACAGUUGGACACCAUCCUCAGGAUGCAGAGAGUGCACGCAGCGUCCUCCUCCAGCCGGCCGGCCAGCCGAAAGAAAACACCAGAAAUGGCCGGCGAGCAGCUCCUGGCCAAACGCUUCCAGAGAAUCUGCCUGCUGACCGUCAACCUGGUGGUGCAGAGAGCUUCUACUCAUUUAGACGAUAGCGUCAUCCAGCCAGUCGAUCCAACACUGACUCAACUGGCUAAGCGUCUGUUCCAUCUCCUCACCGAUGCUCUGACGGCAACCAUGGAGAGAAAGCUGGGCCAGCGUAAGCAGUGGGAGAGCAUCCUAUGGUCAUCGCGGGAUACGCUACGACUACAGCUGCACCGCCUCCUGGUUCACAUGAUGGCGCCAUGGCAAGCCACACCCAUCAGGGUCUACAUGCUGCAGGUGGCGUGCAUCCCCAGGGCUAACCAUAUCCUCCAGGCAGUACUCAACACAAAUCUACAGCAACACCUGGGCAAGUUUGAGCUGUUCCUGUUUGACCUGCUGCGCAAUCACACCCAGCUGACAGAAGCCAACUUGGUGCUGUGCCAACAGUUGAUGGACCUGCUGGAGAAAGGCGGCUUCCAUCCGCUGUAUGAGGAAGACAUGGACUCCACCACGCAGGACAGAGUCAAAAUAGAACUUGAGAAGAUGGUGGCAGAGGAGGGAUCGCUGCAAGAAGCGUACAUCAAGCAGCGGUUAGAUGGGGCUGCUGUCGCAUGGUCCAAACUGGACCCGUUUUCCAAAGAGGUGGCCAACUCGGCCAUGGAGGUCACACAGUUGGUGACUGCCUACCAGAACGGCCAGCGAAUUCGUUUCCUGGAGUUUUUGAAGAGCACCAUCGCUAGUUCCUUGGACGUCAGGUCUGCUUGGCAGGACCUGAUUGAGAGCCUGACACAUGAAAGGGCAGUGUGGUAUGACCCCAAGACCUACCCCUCCUCCUGGCAGCUUGAUCCCACCGAAGGCCCCGGCCGUGUCCGCCGUCGCCUCCAACGCUGUCACCUCCACAUCCCGGCCAAGUUUCUCCUCCCUAGGCCCCAGGCCAACGACGAUGGCAGACCCACCGUGCCCCUGGCUUAUCUCUUUGAGGACGGUGUGCAGUCUUCCAACUCAUCCGAGUUCAAGAGGAGGCUACAGAAGAAUGAGAAGAUCAGCGACGCUUUCUUCUGCAAGCUAGUGAUGCCAGCUUCGGUGAACAUGGGUGAUCUCCUACAAGGCGUCAACAGCAUGUAUUUUGUGAGCGAGGAAGUUUUGGACAGCGGCCACGCCCAGGUCAACCCCUUUGACCGUGACAUGAUGACCAUCUCUUGGCUGUACGAGGACAUCAAGGAGCUGCAUCUGCGUUGGUACCAGCUUCGAGACAAUGCCUUGGAGAUCUUCCUCAUCAACGGCCAGACACUGCUGCUGGCGUUUGAGAACACCAAGGAGCGAGAUACCUUGUACCAGCAGAUCAAAUCCUGCGACCUGCCCAACCUUGUGGAAGUUGACGACAUCUCAGACGUUACCCAGGCCUGGCGGCUGGGUCAGAUGACCAACUUUGAGUAUCUGACCCAGCUCAACAAGCUGGCUGGACGCUCCUUCAAUGACCUCAUGCAGUAUCCAGUCUUCCCCUUCGUACUGAGCGACUACACCAGUAAACUCUUGGAUCUUGAAGACCCCAAUUCAUACAGAGACCUGACUAAGCCAGUGGCAGUCCAGUCCCUGGCCAUGGAAAAUCGCUACAAGGAAAACUACAAGUUCCUAAAGGAAGAAUACCAGAAGUUCAAGGGACUACGCAUGGGACAGACCAUGUUCUGGACCAAGCCCUACCACUAUGGCUCCCACUAUUCCAACAGCGGCACGGUGCUGCAGUACCUGGUUCGCUUGCCUCCUUUCACCAAGAUGUUCCUUCACUAUCAGGAUAACCAUUUUGACUUGCCUGAUCGUACAUUCCAUUGCGUGGAUACCUCCUGGAGGCUUUCCUCGUUCCAGUCCAGCACCGAUGUCAAGGAGCUCAUCCCAGAAUUCUUCUUCCUGCCAGAGUUUCUUGUCAACAACGAAGGCUUCAACUUUGGCGUUCGUCAGUCCGGUGCCCGUGUCCACGACGUCCUUCUACCUCCCUGGGCCAACGGCAGUGCCAGGCUGUUCACCCUGAUCCAUCGGCAGGCCUUGGAGUCUGUCUAUACCUCACAGUACUUACAUGCUUGGGUGGACCUGGUGUUUGGCGUCAAGCAACAGGGAUCGUUGGCCGUGGACUCCAUCAAUGUCUUCCAUCCUGCAACAUACUUCGGCAUCGACACGACGACCAUCAAGGAUCCAGUCAGGCAGCGAGCUGUGGAGACCAUGAUCAAGACCUAUGGCCAGACACCCAAGCAGCUGUUUGUCAACUACCACCCGUCCCGUCUGGAGCAUGACAUCUACCCUGACAGCUUCGGCGUGGGGUCUGUGGGAAUACUGGCCGGCCUGGCCCAAUGGCAGACGACGAAGGCUAACAUGGGCCCCGAGGCCAGUAACAUAUCGGCGCCGGUGAGCUCUGUUAAGGGCAUGAGGUGGGGCAACUACCUGGGCUCAGCGUCGGGACCGGACCCCGUCAUCCGAUACAAGAAGCACUACCCGGUACCCUUGACCUCCCUGAUCCCGUUACCCACGGGUGACGUCUGCGGGGUGGCCCAGCACCUGUGCUUGCUCCUGAUGUACAGCAAAGAGAGAGGCGUCAGCAGCAUGAAUGCCGUCGACAUCAAAUGGUCCGGUAUCAUCAGUUGGGGCCACCCAGACGCCAUCCUAAGGGUGCAGAUCAGACGCAAAUCCCUCCCUAUCAACCUGCUGCAUGCCACGCCCACAGAUAAGAUCACAUGUUGCAGUUCAGUGUCCGACUGCAGACUUCUGUUCAUUGGGACAGUAUCUGGUGAAGUCACAGCAUACCCAACCCGCUAUAACCCAGAAAAGCAAUGCAACAUUGAGGUUGUCGGUCCGGCAGUUCGUCUGUUUGGCCACACAGCCCAUAUCAACAGCCUGUGUGUCAAUCGAGCCUACAGUAUCAUGGUCAGUGCUAGUCGGGAUGGGACGUGCAUCAUAUGGGAUCUCAACAGACUGUGUUACAUACGGUCCCUCUGUGACAGCGACGCCAAUAUUGACGUCACCGGCGUGACAGCGGUGACAGUCAGUGAUGUAUCUGGUGACAUCGCAAUCACCACAGCAGUCGUUGACGGGGGCAGCAGUGUCAGUAUAUGGUCCAUCAACGCUAGUCUUGUCUCCAGGCGUCUUUGUGACAGCGAGGUCCACUGCCUGGCAUUCUCCAAUGCCCCUGAGGGCAUUGCGGUCAAUGCGCUUGUGGCUGGCUGUGAAGACGGUGUCAUAAGAUUCUGGAGUACCAUUGAUCUUACCCCAAUCCGAGUCCUCGUUGCCAAUGCACACAGUCCUAUUAUCAGCCUUGCCUUCACCAAUGAUUCCCAGUACCUGGUGGCCAGUAACAAGGACGGCCAGGUCAUGACAUGGGGGAACAAAGAGAGCAACCGCAAAGUGCCCAAGAUUGAGGCCUUCCUAGACAUCAGGAAAAUCCGUAACCCAAGCAGCAACAGAAUCGGCUCGGUGGGGAGUCAGUAAAACCUUGUGCAUCUCAGGCGAAGGAACUCGUACGUCAAAUGACGGGUUUCGUUCUGGUUCCAGUUCUUCCUAGCACUGGUUCUAUCCAGUGUCGAUUGUAAACUAUUUUGGUAAAGGUCUAGUAAAGUUACAGAUCUAGUUCCUGGGCCGAUUUCACAAAACUUGUCUUAUCUUGCGACUCAUCUUAGGACUUAAGACAAGGCCCCGCUGUAAGAUCGCUCUUAGCUAAGACACGUCCUAAGACCAAUUCACUAAACACGUCCUAAGACCAAUUUCACUAAAUACAUAAUAGACAAGACGCAUCCAAACUACCAAUUUGAUGGCUGUUUCAUGUUUGUUUUUACUGCUUGACGAAACAGUUGUUGAAAAGAAACGCACAAAUCCAAUUUCCCCUGUGAGUGAAUAGAACACUUCCUAAGAUACGUCUGAGCAUUUUGGUGAAAUCAGCCCCUGGUUCUUGGUUCUGAUAACAGUUUAAGUUCUGGUUCCAGUUCUGUCUUUGUUUUUAGCACUGAACAGAUCUAGUUUAUGGUUCCUAUAACUGGUUCCACAGUUCUUUUUUAUGCCCUUUUUUCCUUGUUUGAGUCCUUUGAUUUUAUGUUAGCUGUCUGCAUCUAUUUCAGAAUUUCUGUUGUAGUACUUGGAUUUAUUCUCAAGCUGGACCAGUUCCUCUGCGCUGCAUGUUCAUGCAUUAUUUCUGAAAGCCUUUCUACUGUUUUCAUAUAAAAUUGUGCUCCAAGGUUAAGAAACUGUAUAGAAUUUGUACACAACGCAGAUUUUGACUUGAAAAAAAUGGAUAGAAGUUUAUAGACAAAACACUGCCAUUCCCCCCCCCCCUCUAAUUUCCAAUAAAAUUAAGUAAUAUCUACUGAUAUUGGUGCUAGCUACGUUUAAUUUGGACAUUAAUUUGGAGGCUGUUGUGUGGUAAUUUUAACCAUUAAUUUCCAGUGGAAGCAUUCCUUUCUACAGCAUUAAAAUUUGAAAUGUUUAAAGAAACGUGACAUUUUUUUCUAUUUGACACAUACAAAUGUAAUCAGCAUUUCCCCAGUUGAACUCAGUAAAACAUUUGUUGUAUAUUAGAUCGAUC